Paramecium tetraurelia is the source of this 912-nucleotide messenger RNA. RefSeq lists its product as uncharacterized. NCBI's taxonomy places the organism in Eukaryota, Ciliophora, Oligohymenophorea, Peniculida, Parameciidae. The transcript has a single exon. The record is from RefSeq and is a predicted model, not a curated record.
AUGAAUUUGGACAUUAUAAAACCAAGUAUUAAUUUUAAGACAGGUGAAUUUGCAAUAUGGCUGAAUCAGCUAUUCAAAAAGAUACUAAGUAAUGAGAAGGAUAACAUAUUUCUAUUGAGAAUCAUUUAGACAUUGAUAUGUUACUAUUAGCAUUAUAUUGUGGCAUAAAACUUUGGAUAAUAAUAAUUGGAAGAGAUUUAAUAAUUAUUGAAAGCCUAUAGACAUUUGAUGUAGAGUCUCAUUUGUGGAAGUCAAUAGUUCAAGAAUUUAAAACAUAUUCCUGUAGAUAUUGAAUAUUAGAUUACAUUGAGUCAUUACUUUUAUAUUGAAUCUUAGAUGAAACUAAUAAAUCAGAUCAAAUAAAAGUGUUAGAAAGAUCAUCAUGGAUCUCAUGAUUCCUUCUUCAAUUUGUAUGCAUUGUAAGAGUUGAUUGCUUAUAUUCAAUAAUAAUUGCAGGAGUAUUACCUUAGUUUGAUUAAAUUAUGUCAAAUAUAUGGGAAGAGAUCUUAAAUUUUCAUUUGGAACUUUUGCUAUGAACUCAUCAGAAUGAAGAAAUAUGAAGGUGAUGUUCUAGAGUCCUAUUUGCAGACAUUGAUCAAUCAGCCUGACAUUAUCCACGACAUUGUAGUCAGUGAUGAAAUGAUUGUGUAUUACUAUGAUUGUCCAAACAUGGUGAAUAUGAAACAGAAAUCACAAUUGAAAUUGAAUGAAUUGAUUAGAUGGGCUAAUCUCUUAAUACAACAAUAGGAACAUGAGUAGAUCUUACUGUAUUAGGAAUAAUAUUCGAGACAGAGUCAAAUUCUGAUGAAAGAUGUAACCAAGACUUUGGACAAAUAUAAUUUGAUCUAAUUGCAAAACUACGAAAUAUUUGAAUAAGAGAAAUUAAAAUAUGAUCAAUCUAAAACAUUAUGA